This is a messenger RNA of Paramecium tetraurelia, 978 nucleotides long. RefSeq lists its product as uncharacterized. Gene Ontology annotation, cellular component: endoplasmic reticulum; COPII-coated ER to Golgi transport vesicle. Lineage: Eukaryota; Ciliophora; Oligohymenophorea; Peniculida; Parameciidae. The transcript has 3 exons. The record is from RefSeq and is a predicted model, not a curated record.
AUGCUGAAAUUUGAUUUAUAUCGUAAGUUGCCAUAGGAUUUGAUAGAGCCAUCGAAAUCAGGUGCAUUGAUCUCUUUUACAUCAUUGAUUUUGAUGUUUAUAUUAUUUAUUACAGAAUUCUAGGAAUAUCUCACUCAACAAGUAUAAACAGAGAUGUAUAUCGAUUAAAAUAAGGAUGAUAAACUUUUAGUUAAUAUGGAUAUCUCAUUUCCUAAUAUGCCAUGUGAUUUUAUAAGUAUAGAUUAACAAGAUGUAAUCGGAACUCAUUAAUAAAAUGUUGAAGGAGAGCUGUACAAAAGCAGAACACUAAAUGGGAAAGUCAUUGAUAAAUAUUUAUCAACAAAUGAUUCAUUGAAUUUGGAGAGAGCCUAGUAAGCAUACCAAUAAAAAGAAGGCUGUGAUCUGGCUGGAUAUAUCAUAAUAAGUAGAGUUCCUGGUAACUUCCAUAUAUCUGCUCACCCAUAUGGAGGGUAAGUGAAUAUGGUACUGCCUUUUGUUGGAUUGUCAGUCAUUGAUUUAUCGCAUUCAAUAAAACACCUGUCCUUUGGAAAAUAAAAUGACAUAUAAAAAAUUAGGGAGAAGUUCAAAUAAGGGCUGCUUAAUCCUUUAGAUGGCAUACGCAGAAUAAAGACAUAGGAACUAACAAAUGUUGGAGUGACUCAUCAAUAUUAUAUUUCUAUUGUUCCAACACUCUACGUUGACAUCGAUAAUAAAGAAUAUUUUGUAAAUCAAUUUGCAGCCAAUACAAACGAAGCUUAGACAACAUAAAUGCCCGCUGUUUACUUUCGAUAUGAUAUAUCUCCUGUUACUGUCCAAUUUACUAAAUAUUAUGAAAGCUUUAAUCAUUUCAUCGUCCAACUUUGUGCUAUUCUGGGGGGAGUAUUUACGAUAGCUGGGAUCAUAGAUUCCAUAUUUUAUGCAUGUAAUAGUAGAUUUAAUAUUUAAGUACAGAAAACUAUGGUUGUUUUGGAGUAAUGA